AUGGCUUUACAAAAUUCUGAUAGAAAUCGCAUUGAUCAAGUCAUUCAAAAUCUCACAAAGAAUUUAAAAGAUUUCUCUGAAAUUUUAUUGAAUUCUAGCGAGUUUGCUGGCUCUGAGGCUUCCUCCUCAAAUGCUGCUAGCAACGGCUCCGCCGCUUCCGCCUCUUCUGAGAAGCCAAAAAAGAAGAAGGUCGAAAAGGAUCCCAAUGCCCCCAAGAGAAACUUGAGUAGCUACAUGCUCUACUCCCAAUCUGUCCGUCCUGACGUCGUCAAGCAGAACCCUUCUGUUCGCCCUGUUGAUAUUGCAAAGAUCAUUGGUGAGAAGUGGAACGCUUUGAGUGAUAAGGAAAAGCAACCCUUUGUCAAGGCUGCCGAGAAGGAAAAGGCAAGAUACGAUAAAGAGACAAAGACCUACAAGGCUACCUUGGGGGAGCCUGCUGAAUCUACACCAGCCAAGCGUAAGGCUGAACAACCUAUUGCUGAGCCCGUUCCCGAGAAGACCGAGAAGAGGGAGAAGAAAAAGUCAAAGAAAUCAUCCCAUGAGUCUAGCGACGGCAAGAAGAAAUCCCACAAGAAGAAAUAA
Mucor velutinosus is the source of this 582-nucleotide messenger RNA. RefSeq lists its product as uncharacterized. Gene Ontology annotation, molecular function: transcription cis-regulatory region binding; DNA binding, bending. The record is from RefSeq and is a predicted model, not a curated record. The transcript has 2 exons. The coding region runs from base 1 to 582 and encodes 193 amino acids. Gene Ontology annotation, biological process: regulation of transcription by RNA polymerase II. NCBI's taxonomy places the organism in Eukaryota, Fungi, Mucoromycota, Mucoromycetes, Mucorales, Mucoraceae.